AUGACCCGUUUUAUUGGCAUUAGCUCACAAUUUACAAAUGAAUCUAUUCAUGAACGGAUUUUGCUGCUGCUUGCAGCUCUGCUCUUGCCACAUUCUGAGGCAGCUUUGGCACAGGGUAUUUUCAAGGACCCAGCGCAUCCAGGCAAAUGUGUGGUCAAACCAAAUCUUAUAUUGAAUCCUGGACAAAAUGCCAGAUACCCAGACAUGGAUUGUGCUGGGAUCAUGUGCGGAGAGAACAGUCAUGCCACCAUAAGCACGUGCUUUACUUCGGCUUAUCCACCUAAUUGUAAAAUAGGUCAACCGAAGUACCCCAAUGCCGAUUAUCCAGAUUGUUGUGAACGUCAUGUAACUUGCACCAAAUAAACGAAAUAGGUCACGCUCUCAGGCAAUUCUCCUCUAUGUAUAAAUAGAA
Molecule: messenger RNA, 412 nt
Organism: Drosophila innubila
Lineage: Eukaryota; Metazoa; Arthropoda; Insecta; Diptera; Drosophilidae
Exons: 3
Coding region: 1-363 (120 amino acids)
Source: RefSeq, a predicted model, not a curated record